CCUCAGGCCUCCAGGAUGCCUGUCCCUUCCUCCUGGCCCCGCCCUCCUCCUUGCCUGCUGCUGACUCUACUGCUGGGCCUCCCAGCAGGGGCAGGUGCGGAGCUGCAGGUGAUUCAGCCUCAGAAGUCAGUGUCGGUCACAGCCGGAGAGAUGGCCACUCUGAGCUGCACUGUGACCUCCCUGACCCCGGUGGGGCCCAUCCUAUGGUUCAGAGGGACAGGGCCAGGCCGGGAGUUAAUCUACAGUCUCAGAGGAGGCCCCUCCCUCCGGGUAACAUGGGUUGCAGACACCACGAGGAGAGACAACUUGGACUUUUCCAUCCGCAUCAGUAACAUCACCCCAGCAGACACAGGGACCUACUACUGUGUGAAGUUCCGGAGAGGAGGUGGUGAUGACACGGAGCUCAAGUCUGGAGCAGGCACUCAGCUCAGCGUGAGUGGAGGGGCAGGUGCGGAGCUGCAGGUGAUUCAGCCUCAGAAGUCAGUGUCGGUCACAGCCGGAGAGACGGCCACUCUGAGCUGCACCGUGACCUCCCUGACCCCGGUGGGGCCCAUCCUAUGGUUCAGAGGGACAGGGCCAGGCCGGGAGUUAAUCUACAGUGCCAGAGGAGGCCCCUCCCCCCGGGUAACAUGGGUUGCAGACACCACGAGGAGAGACAACUUGGACUUUUCCAUCCGCAUCAGUAACAUCACCCCAGCAGACACAGGGACCUACUACUGUGUGAAGUUCCGUAGAGGAGGUGGUGAUGACACGGAGCUCAAGUCUGGAGCAGGCACUCAGCUCAGCGUGAGUGGAGGGGCAGGUGCGGAGCUGCAGGUGAUUCAGCCUCAGAAGUCAGUGUCGGUCACAGCUGGAGAGACGGCCACUCUGAGCUGCACCGUGACCUCCCUGACCCCGGUGGGGCCCAUCCUAUGGUUCAGAGGGACAGGGCCAGGCCGGGAGUUAAUCUACAGUCUCAGAGGAGGCCACUCCCCCCGAGUAACAAGUGUUGCAGACGUCACCAGGAGAGACAACAUGGACUUUUCCAUCCGCAUCAGUAACCUCACCCCAGCAGACACAGGGACCUACUACUGUGUGAAGUUCCGGAGAGGAGGUGGUGAUGACACGGAGCUCAAGUCUGGAGCAGGCACUCAGCUCACCGUGAGUGCCAAACCCUCUCGCCCUGUGGUGUCGGGCCCCACGGGCAGGUCGCCGCCUGGGCAGACAGUGAGCUUCACCUGCCAGUCCCACGGCUUCUCCCCCAGAGACAUCACCCUGAAAUGGUUCAAGGAUGGGAAUGAGCUCCCAGCCUCCCAGACCACCGUGCACCCAGAGGGAGACAGCCCUUCCUACAGCGUCUCCAGCACAGCCAGGGUGCGGCUGGCCCCGGGGGAUGUCCGCUCCCAGGUCAUCUGCCAGGUGGCCCACGACACCCUACAGGGGGACCCUCCUCUUCGUGGGACUGCCAACGUGUCUGAGGCCAUCCGAGUUCCGCCCACCUUGGAGGUCACCCAGGACACGGUGUCAGAGAAACAGAAGAAGGUCACCUGCCUGGUGAAGAACUUCUACCCCCGGCGCCUACAGCUGACCUGGCUGGAGAACGGGAACACGUCCCGAACAGAAACGGCCCCGACCCUCGUAGAGAACAAGGAUGGGACCUUCAGCGGGAGGAGCUGGCUCCUCGUGAAUCUGUCUGCCCACAGGGAGGAUGCGAUGCUCACCUGCCAGGUGGAGCACGAUGGGCAGCCGGCCGUCACCAAAACCGUCACCGUGGCGGCCCCUGCUCACCAGAAGGACCCAGAUUAACCCUCUGGCCCAGGACUAUCUACUCAGGUCUUCUUGGCUGUGCUCCUCGGCCUCCUGGGCUGCAAGGUGCUGCUGAUGGCUGGUGUCUCUGCCAUCUAUGUCCACAGGCAGCGGAGAGCCCGACU
Messenger RNA from Myotis daubentonii (Daubenton's bat), 1910 nucleotides. RefSeq names its product signal-regulatory protein beta-1-like. The record is from RefSeq and is a predicted model, not a curated record. NCBI's taxonomy places the organism in Eukaryota, Metazoa, Chordata, Mammalia, Chiroptera, Vespertilionidae.